Molecule: messenger RNA, 3477 nt
Organism: Rhipicephalus sanguineus (brown dog tick)
Lineage: Eukaryota; Metazoa; Arthropoda; Arachnida; Ixodida; Ixodidae
Product: kinesin-like protein KIF28
Exons: 25
Coding region: 38-3043 (1001 amino acids)
Biological process (GO): cytoskeleton-dependent intracellular transport; microtubule-based movement
Cellular component (GO): microtubule; kinesin complex
Molecular function (GO): microtubule motor activity; microtubule binding; ATP hydrolysis activity
Source: RefSeq, a predicted model, not a curated record
GCGCGAGCGGCAGAGAAGAUCCCGGUGCCUGGUGCGCAUGCGCGGACAGGAGACGCAUCUCUGGAGCCCUGGCCAGAGCUUCGCCUCCGAACCGCGCAAAUUCACCUUCGACCACUGCUUCUGGUCGUUCGACGGCUUCUUGCAGCUGGAUGACGGCUACUGCACACCCGAUCCUGAGCACGAGCACGGAGCUCUCUACGCCGACCAGGAACGCGUGUACAAGGACCUGGGCCGAGAAGUGGUGCGCAGUGCGUGGCAAGGAUACAACGCUGCUCUUUUAGCCUACGGCCAGUCUGGCUCCGGGAAGUCGUACUCCAUGGUGGGCUACGGAGCAAACACAGAGCUGGAUGGAAUCAACGUCCGCUCCUACAUUCCUGUGGGUUCCAAUGUCGUCACCGGCGUCAUCUACGAUGUUGACGCUACCAUUCUCAGCUACGACUUGUAUGUCUUUGUCAAGCCAGCUAAUGAAGCUAGCGUCCUCACCAAGGUUGCUCGAAUGGUGCCACGACUGUGCGAGGACCUUUUCCAGGAACUCGAAAAGAAACGAAGCGUCGGUAAACACAUGGAAUUCGAGGUGGAGCUGAGCAUGAUGGAAAUAUACAACGAGAGCGUUUUCGAUCUCCUGGUGGUGAACAAAGGUCCACGCAAAGGCCUCAAGGUUCGGGAACAUCCCAAAAAAGGCUUCUUUGCCGAGGGCCUUACGAAGUGCCUAGUGACCAACUUCCGUGAUGUUCUGUCACGAAUAGAAGAAGGAACUACCAACCGAAGCAUAGCAGCCACCAACUCCAACGCAACCAGCAGCCGCGCUCACACCCUAGUAACUCUGAUGCUCAUACAAAGGACGAAAAGGCCUCCUGGUCCAGAAACCACGAAGACGUCCAUCGUUCAUCUUGUAGAUCUAGCGGGAAGUGAACGCCAGUCUGCAGCGCAAACAUCUGGCGACCGGCUUCGCGAGGGCAUCGCCAUCAACCAAUCACUUUCCUGCUUGGGAAACUGUAUCCACGCUCUCGCUGAGAAAGCCAAGGGAACAAACCUCAAAGUGCCUUACAGAGAAUCCACGCUCACUCGCUUACUUAUGACGGCCCUGGGUGGGAACAGCAAAACGAUCAUGCUAGCCACCAUCAGUCCUUCGGAUGUGAAUUACGAGGAAACCCUAUCUACACUGCGUUACGCGGAACGCACGAAGGAAAUCAAGAAUCUUGUUCGCGUGAACGAGGAUCCCACGGACAAACUAAUUCGGGAACUGCGGCAGGAAAAUGAAGCCCUGAAGAAAAAGCUUGCGAAAGGAAAUGUCGACAACGUUCUCAGCGCAGGCCUCACCGAAGAAGAACUAAGCCAAAUAAAACGAAAAUGGGAAGAGGACAUGCAAGCGGUGAUCAAGGAGAAUGAGACACAGAUGCUCAUCAUGAAGCAAUCAUACGAAGAGAAACUCAAGAGUUCUGCAAGGAAAGAGGACACAGAUAAGCUGAUAACGGAGGAGGAGAAGAAAGCGCUGCCGCACCUCAGCAACCUGAACCUAGACCCACUGCUUUCCGGACGCAUUGUGCACAUUCUUCAGAAAGGAAGGUCGACUGUGGGCAAAGUCGACACAGACAUCGUCAUGCUAGGAGUAGGGAUUCAAGACAAACAUGCAGUUAUUCAGAGGACGGAUACGGAAGUUACUGUGGACAAGGGAUGUCCUGAGGCAAAGAUUCUCGUGAACGGUUCGCCUGUAACGUCUCCGGUGACGCUUCGCCACAAUGACAGGAUAGUCUUCGGCCAAACUCAGCUCUUUCUUUUCGUCAACCCGAGGCAGCAUGACAGACACGACUUGUCCAAGUAUCCGGAGGUGACGUACGAAAUGGCGCAGGAAGAAAUCGCUCUAAGAGCCGGCAUUAAGCUGCACGACGACGAUUCACUAGAGACGGCCCUGCUGAAUCGUGAUAUGAUAGAAGUUUUGCCGAAAAUUGAUGAGGCCAAUGCAAUGAGCGCGGAACUUGACAGGGGCGUCCAUUUCGAGAUAUUGCUUGUUUCGCCACAGUUACUGGGCAAACAACUAGGACGCACAGAGGUGUACGUAAAGGCCAAAUACUUUAAAGCUGAACAAGAAUUCGAUUGGACGAAAGAGAAAUUUUUGAGCCGUGUAUUCGCAAUGAAGGAAAUGUACAGCAAGUACGAGAACGGCGAGCAGUGGGAAGUAGACGAGGAACGAGACCCUUUUUUAGAGGAUCCCAACACGGAAGUGAGGAUAGGGACAGUGCAAGUGUACUUGCAACCACUUGCGUACAUGGUUGAUCUGAAGGAACAACUGGAAAUCAUAAACUUCAAGGGAGAAGAAGUGGGAAUUAUCAAUGUUGAGAUGAUACCAUGCUCAGAAACUGGCCACGAAUACACCGAACACGACAACGUCUUCUUGGACAGCCCAGGAGAACUUGUGGGCCGAGACCUGAACUUUAUCGUCCGAAUCCUGCACUGUCGUUCGUUACCGAAACGCUUCACGGAUAUAAGGUGUAAAUAUCGUAUGUUCAAGGACCAAGAGGACACGGUAACGGAGGCGGUCUCCGGAACUUCGGACCCAGACUUCAAUCACACGAAAAGCUUUUCCUACAGGCCAGCGACCGUUGAGCUGGUGGAGUACCUCUCGGAUUCGUACGUGGCCAUCUCAGUGUGGGGAAUACAGGUGAUACCCGUACCGGAGGAAGGCAUUCGUCCCAAGGGAAGGGCUCUCAAGAAGAACUUUCAAGAGGACCUCAUCAACCAGACCAACGUGCUUAUGAACGGUUUCCGCAUUAACGGCAGGAAUGUCGAUCCAAACAAGCAAAGCAUCAUCGUUGAGCUACUGCUCAUGAAGAAGCAACAAGCUCGGCAAAAUCAAAAACUGGAAAACCUGAGGAGAUUGGUUGAGUCAGCAGAAUCGCAACACCAGAAACGAGUGCCCGUCAGCGUUGUGAGAGACUUGUUGCUUGUGUCUUCGGCAGAAGCGGCUGAAGAGCUCCUAUCGAAACUAGAAGGUUUUGGCGACACCGAAAAAGUCAAGGGAUCAUCGACGUGCACGGUUUCGUGACCUGUUGAACUGUGGCUCUUCUGGACUUCUCCAGACAAUGGAAUAGCGGGACGCUUGUGUGCCUGCGAUGGAAGUGACGCUCGCAUUCUGCAGCAAAGAAACCACGAAGAAAAUCUAUUUCCACCAUGGUUACUAGCGCGUAGAACGACGUGAUGUCAUAGCGCAAAACUCUAAAAGAAAUAGUAAGAGGCAGAGAGGACCAGCAAGAAAGACGUAGCGCGUAGUGCCAGCGCAACACCGUUACACGAUAUUUCGACCUAUGCCAGCGGCAAUUUUCUUGAUGGGAAAGCGAAACUGGUGGCGUACAUCUGAACUGAGAAAAAGACUGAUUUGUGUACGAAUGAUCUCAUCUUUCAGCAGAACUGCGACAUAAGGUCUGGAUGCUAAGGUAAAACAGCAAUGCCAUAUUCCGUCGUAUUUGUCCGAUUUCGUUU